CUCGCCCUCGGGAGGUGAGGACCCCUCCCUUCUCUGGCGGCCGAGCUUCUUAGGGGGGUGGCCAGAGGACAGAAAGGGGCGUGCUCCCCCUCCCGCGGGUGAAGACAGCAUGCCCGUGUAAUGCCCCUGUCUCCCGUCUCAGCAGCGCUGACCUCGCCCGCCCCUCCGCUCUUGACUUCGGAGCCUGAGCAUUCUUCGCUGGUCCCCGGAACCGCUGGCGCGGCGAUGGAGGAGGAGCUCAAGUGCCCGGUGUGCGGCUCCCUAUUCCGGGAGCCCAUCAUCCUGCCCUGCUCUCACAAUGUCUGCCUGCCGUGCGCUCGCACCAUCGCGGUUCAGACCCCAGACGGCGAGCAGCAUCUGCCCCCGCCGCUCUUGCUUUCGCGGGGUGCCGCCGCCGUGCCCCCUCCGGAUCAGGAUGCUGCAGCCGGCGCGACCUGCGGAGGCGCGGGAGCUAGCACAGCUGGAGGCCUGGGCGGCGGGGCGGCCGGUGGUGGAGACCACGCGGACAAGCUGAGCUUGUACAGUGAGACUGACAGCGGCUAUGGCUCCUACACCCCCAGCCUCAAGUCCCCCAACGGAGUCCGCGUGUUGCCCAUGGUGCCUGCGCCCCCAGGCUCGUCUGCCGCCGCGGCCCGAGGCGCUGCCUGCUCCUCACUCUGCUCGUCCUCCAGCUCCAUCACCUGCCCGCAAUGCCACCGCAGCGCUUCACUGGAUCACCGCGGCCUGCGAGGCUUCCAGCGCAAUCGACUGCUGGAGGGCAUAGUGCAGCGGUACCAGCAGGGCCGUGGGGUUGCUGCGGGAGCGUCUGCAGCCCCGGCGGUGGCCAUCUGCCAGCUGUGCGACCGCACCCCACCGGAGCCGGCAGCCACUCUCUGCGAGCAAUGCGACGUGCUCUAUUGCGCCACCUGCCAGCUCAAGUGCCACCCGUCCCGGGGCCCCUUCGCUAAGCAUCGGUUAGUUCAGCCGCCGCCGCCGCCGCCAGCACCCCCAGAGGCUACCCCUGUUUCAGCCGGCACAUCCACCGCCCCGAGCGCAGGAGGAUGCAGGAGCCCAGGGGGUGCCGGGGCCAGCGCGCCUCGAAAGUUCCCCACAUGCCCCGAGCACGAAAUGGAGAACUACAGCAUGUACUGCGUGAGUUGUCGGAGCCCGGUGUGCUUCCUGUGCCUGGAGGAAGGCAGGCAUAGCAAACACGAGGUGAAGCCGCUGGGGGCAACGUGGAAGCAACACAAGGCCCAGCUGUCUCAGGCCUUAAAUGGAGUUUCAGAUAAGGCCAAAGAGGCGAAGGAGUUCCUGGUUCAGCUCAAGAACAUAUUACAGCAGAUCCAGGAAAAUGGAUUGGACUAUGAAGCUUGCCUGGUGGCCCAGUGUGAUGCCCUGGUGGACGCACUGACCCGGCAGAAAGCCAAGCUGCUCACCAAGGUGACCAAAGAGAGGGAGCACAAGCUGAAGAUGGUUUGGGACCAGAUCAAUCACUGCACACUGAAGCUGCGCCAGUCCACAGGCCUGAUGGAGUACUGCCUGGAGGUGAUCAAGGAAGAUGACCCUUCUGGGUUCCUGCAGAUCUCAGAUGCCCUGAUCAAGCGCGUGCAGAUGUCUCAGGAGCAGUGGGUCAAAGGUGCCCUGGAGCCCAAAGUAUCUGCAGAAUUUGACCUGACUUUGGACAGCGAGCCGCUGCUGCAAGCCAUCCACCAGCUGGACUUCGUCCAGAUGAAAUUGCCACCUGUACCCCUGCUGCAGCUGGAGAAGUGCUGCACCCGCAAUAACAGCGUCACCCUGGCCUGGAGGACACCGCCCUUUACCCACAGCCCCGCGGAUGGCUACAUCCUGGAGCUGGACGACGGCGAUGGGGGGCAGUUCCGGGAAGUAUACGUCGGCAAGGAGACUCUGUGCACCAUUGACGGGCUCCACUUCAACAGCACCUACAAUGCCAGAGUCAAAGCCUUCAACUCUUCUGGUGUCGGACCCUACAGCAAGACUGUGGUCCUGCAGACCUCUGAUGUGGCCUGGUUCACUUUUGACCCCAACUCUGGUCACCGGGACAUCAUCUUAUCUAAUGACAACCAGACAGCCACCUGCAGUAGCUAUGACGACCGGGUGGUGCUAGGCACGGCUGCGUUCUCCAAAGGCGUGCACUACUGGGAGCUGCACGUGGACCGCUAUGACAACCACCCAGACCCUGCCUUCGGGGUGGCCAGGGCCAGCGUCGUCAAGGACAUGAUGCUGGGCAAGGAUGACAAGGCCUGGGCUAUGUACGUGGACAACAACCGCAGCUGGUUCAUGCACUGUAACUCACACACCAACAGGACUGAAGGCGGAGUGUGCAAGGGGGCGACGGUGGGCGUGCUGCUGGACCUGAACAAGCACACAUUGACCUUCUUCAUCAAUGGGCAGCAGCAGGGCCCCACAGCCUUCAGUCACGUAGAUGGGGUCUUCAUGCCUGCCCUCAGCCUCAACCGAAACGUGCAGGUCACCCUGCACACAGGACUGGAGGUGCCAACAAACCUAGGACGGCCAAAGCUGUCAGGCAACUAGCCUGGUGGCUCCUGCUGCCUAGCUGGCUGUCAUGGAGGCCCUCGCGGAGGACAAGGGCACAACAGGAAGUCCUGGGUCCCAGCAGCCAGCGAACGAACGUCUGAAGAUGCUUUUUGGGGGGGAAUGGAGAGUAAAGGGGCUGUGAGUAACAAGGCCAUACUGUGGCUGCCUAUGUCUGUCAGGAGUGACCUCUCACCUCUAUGCCACGGAGCUUAUGGUCCCCAGGGUGCCCUCAAGGUGGCGCUCUGGAAGCCUUUGGUUUCAGGCUGAUGUUGUCUGACACUGUUUGGAAAGUUUGGUUUCCCCUUAGAUUCUUUUCCUGGAGGGAGAGAGGAAGGCUAACUUUGGGACGGGUAUCCCAAGAUGAGUCUGCGCGGUGAUGUCACUCCACGCCAGGGUGUAACCUGUUUCUAGGACUCUGCUCCUGUCAAACCGGCAGCUUGUCACCUCUGCUGGGAGAAACUGACCUUGAGCCUUUGGGAUAUGGAGUCUUCAAUACACUACAACAAUACACUACAACAAUACACGACAAACUAAUUCAGGACUAAUGAAAGGGACAUUAAUCUACCAGAACCCUUCAGAAGGGCUUCCUUAAGGCCUUUAUUAGCCAUGUGCUAUCAACCCCCCACACACACACACACGGUGUGUGUAACAACCAGUUAAAUUUUAUUCAUUCUGUUCUUAGUUACAAACGGAAACACUGGAAUCCAAGGCAGUGACAUGCCUUUGCACAGCGGUGGCUUUUUCUAGAACCUGCUUUCCCAGACAUUGAUGGAAAUCUACCUACUCUGCCUUCCUUCCUGGGCUAGGCCUUGAGCACAGAAGCAGCAGACGCUGGGAAGGCCUCACAUCAAAGCCCCUGUAACUUCCCCGGAUGCCCUGCUGGAAACAUCAUGAACAUGAGAAGUAACCCUGGUGGUCAUAUGGGUGGCUCUGUCACAAUGGGAUAGACGAGGCCUGGAGAAAGGCUGAGACUCGAUGAUGACACCUUACAACUUGUCUUUCCACAUGAGCCAGAGUUCUCUGGGGUGCAGGGAGGCGCUGCUCUUGCUGGUGAGGUCCACAUGGAGUCACCCUCCUUCAGGCCCCGCAUCCUCCCUUCCAGCAUCCCGCAGUCUCCUGUUCUGCCUGGAAGUAACCUUGCUCUCUCCUUUGGAAAGAAUUUAUCAGGUGUUUCGUUUUACACGGAGGAAUGACUUGCCCAUCAGCUGGGCUGGUUUUCAUCGGAUGCAUCUGCACGACGACCCCAACCGUGCUUCCUCGCCGCCUUUGCGCACAGGUCCUGCACCUGUUCCCAAGUACCCACCUCUGGGCUGCACAGACCCUCCUACCAGUCCUACCUCAGAGCUCUUGCUCAUGGCCCUUGUUUCCUCAGAUACUCCGACGUCACCAGGAGCAGUUCAGCACUGUCCAGCCUCCACAUUGGGUCCGGGAGUCACCUUCAAUGCAGAGGUGUGUAGCUUUGGCUUCUUUGGACUCUCUUCCUGCUGAGUGGUCUCUGGCUCAGUGGUCCAUAACUCCAUCUAAAGCCCUCAGGGGAGCUCACAGGACCCUGGCUACCAUGUCCUCAGUUGCUCAACUGGUCCUGUUGACCCACAGCCACAGUUCUGGAAGACCCCAGCAGAUGGAGGGAAAGGCGCUUCAAAGCGAAGACCCAGGCAGUCACGUGUGGCCAUGGUUGGGGUGGUGGUGAUGGUGAUGGUGAUGGUGGUGGUUCAGGUGUCUGACUCUCUGGUGGAAGAGUCCAGAGACCUGGGAGCAAGAACACACAAAAAAGCUGGCCGGAGGAGCCCCGCAGUCUUCAAAGCCCAGGUCAAGCACCUGCCUGGGAAACAGGAGUCACUUGGGCAGACCUGGAGCUGUGGAUGGCUUUGGGGAGAUAAGGAAAUGACCACCAUUCCAGGGAACUUUUUUUCUGGUGCUGGAAAAUCUAACCCAUGGCCUUGGUCUUGCACAUGCUCAACCACUGAGCCCCCAGCGCUCUCAGAGAUCACUUUCCUCCUUCUCCUCUUCCUCCUCUUCUUCUUCCUCCUUUCUCCUCCUUUUACUCUUCCUCCUUCUUAUUUUAGUUUGUUUGAGACAUAGUCUCACACU
This is a messenger RNA of Myodes glareolus (Bank vole), 4626 nucleotides long. It is a transcript of the gene Trim67, whose product is annotated as tripartite motif containing 67. Gene Ontology annotation, molecular function: zinc ion binding; protein binding. Lineage: Eukaryota; Metazoa; Chordata; Mammalia; Rodentia; Cricetidae. Gene Ontology annotation, cellular component: cytoplasm. The record is from RefSeq and is a predicted model, not a curated record.